AUGAUCGACCAGCGCGACUUGAGCGAAGGAACGCUUCUCUUUCAGGACGACUAUUUCACAUCUCCGAGCUAUUUUGAGUUUGACGAAUACAACGAAGUCAUCAUCACCUUCUGUGCCUCGAAGCAGUAUAAACAACACAUAGGUGUAAUACAAAGCGAAUACAAGGUAUGGAGACAGCGGGACUAUUCCUUCCUCUACUCGAUCUCCGAUGAAAGAAUCCAGGAAGUGCGCGUGGGGUCGAUGCGAAAGGGGAUGAUUCUGGUGGCGCAGGAAGCGCACUUCAUUCCCACAGGCGACUUAUUGGUGAUGCCCAUCAUGGUACUCGCUCUCCACACAGGCGAAAUCAUCUACCGAGCCAACUUCUUCCUUCACAGCACCAACGAGGUGGAGUUUCUGGAGGUUUUCGAAGAGUACAUUUUCAUCAAGCAGCGAGAUCACCGUCUCGUUAUCUACAGCAUGGUUCACAAUCGAAUCGUGAAUCUAGCUCCGCCUCAAGGCUUCGACUCCAAAUUGAUCGUGUUUCUGAACUACCAAGAGCUCUUCCUCGUGUUCUCCAAGACCUCCAUCGAUAUUUACGAUCGCCAUCUCGCGAGAAAAGCCUCGAGAUUGGAGAAGAGCUAUCCCUAUGCGGACAACACCUACGAGAAUAUCGCGUUUAUCUCGGAGACGCAGGACAUCUUGGUGUGCUAUUACAACGACCGCCUUCGUACAGGAAAGAUCGACAUGUUUGACCUGCUGACAGGAGAACACUUGUUCUUCCGCGACAGUCGCUCGAUGAACCCCUCGGAUAACUACGGACUGGAGGACGUCAGUGGAUUGUUCUUUGAUUUUGAACGCGACAAGCUGUACACAGGUCCAAGCACACGAGCAGGAUUGAUUCAUGUUUGGUCUGCAUGA
Messenger RNA from Blastocystis hominis, 897 nucleotides. RefSeq lists its product as hypothetical. The transcript has 5 exons. NCBI's taxonomy places the organism in Eukaryota, Bigyra, Opalinata, Blastocystidae. Bases 1 to 897 code for a protein of 298 amino acids. The record is from RefSeq and is a predicted model, not a curated record.